This is a messenger RNA of Dendronephthya gigantea, 701 nucleotides long. RefSeq names its product zinc finger HIT domain-containing protein 3-like. The coding region runs from base 50 to 475 and encodes 141 amino acids. The transcript is spliced from 5 exons. Gene Ontology annotation, biological process: box C/D snoRNP assembly; snoRNA localization; maturation of LSU-rRNA from tricistronic rRNA transcript (SSU-rRNA, 5.8S rRNA, LSU-rRNA). Lineage: Eukaryota; Metazoa; Cnidaria; Anthozoa; Malacalcyonacea; Nephtheidae. The record is from RefSeq and is a predicted model, not a curated record. Gene Ontology annotation, molecular function: protein binding. Gene Ontology annotation, cellular component: nucleus; pre-snoRNP complex.
CAUAAAUAUUAGCACGUGGCUAUUCAACCAGACGAGAAAAUACAAUUGGAUGAUGAAGAAAUGCAAUGUUUGUAAUCUAACCGAAAGCAAAUACAGAUGUCCGAAGUGCCGGAUUUUAUAUUGUUCCGUAACAUGUUACAAAACACAUAAAGACAAUUCAUGUGAGGAAUUCAAACAACCCGAAGAGACUAUUUUGCGCAAUACAACUAUAAAUGGCAGUUCUCUGAUCACUAAAGAAGUGGAACCUGGUGAACUGACAGAUGAAGAAUUAGAUGUUGAAGACAAAGUCAGUCAGGAAAAGUUGUCUCUUCUUGAAAACUCGCAAAAAAUCAAGGACAUGCUAUUAAACAAACAUCUGCAAAGAGUUUUGAAGACUAUUGAUGAAAAAGACAGUGAACAAGAACUUGAAGCUGCUAUGAAGCUUCCUCUGUUUGUGGAAUUUGCCAAUGAAUGUUUAAAAUUGGUAGAUGACUGAAAUUUAUGACUUAUGGGAAAAUGGGGUGAGUUUUGACCACCAAGAUAAAGUUAAUUUGAGUGGUUUACAUGAUGAAGUGGCAGAAUUCAUUGUAUUAUUGUAUUACAAAUAUGUAAAUUAACACGCACACUACAAUUUUACAAUUUACAAAUUUGAAAAGUAUUUUUUGCUACAAAUAUCUGUAGAAUAUUACGUAAACAUAUUGUAAAGUAAAAAAACUAAAUGU